Messenger RNA from Strongylus vulgaris, 372 nucleotides. The record is from the annotation of a GenBank genome assembly. Lineage: Eukaryota; Metazoa; Nematoda; Chromadorea; Rhabditida; Strongylidae.
AUGAAAUUAGAAGGCUUUCGCAUCGCGGAGGCGUCUUCUUACGUAUAUCUCGGACGUUCGAUAAACAUGGAGAAUGAUCUCAAAAAAGAACUAAAUAUGAGGCGAAGAGUAGCUUGGGCCGCCUUUAGGAAACGAGGGAAUCUUCGACCAGAUGCUGACGUGCUCGUGGCACGGAUGGACCAGCUGAACUCUAAGCUGAUAAGGAUAGGAAUUCUCAGGAUUGAUGGAUCUGGACCUCGCGAACGUCGCCGCCGCAGUUUAAUAGACAUCAUUGAUCCUCUAGCGAGAGACAAAAAUGGACGGAAACAAUACUGGGGUCUGCACGACCAUGAAGGCAGGCCGUCUAAGAACCUAAGUAACCCGGUGAUUUGA